This is a messenger RNA of Camellia sinensis, 1836 nucleotides long. The record is from RefSeq and is a predicted model, not a curated record. Lineage: Eukaryota; Viridiplantae; Streptophyta; Magnoliopsida; Ericales; Theaceae.
AUGGAGCCUCAAAAUGUGAGGGUAGAGUUGGCUGUUGAUGGGUUCAAUCCUUUCAAGAACAUGAGCAACCCAUAUAGUUUGUGGCCUGUAGUACUCAUUCCUUAUAACUUGUCACCUUGGUUGGUUAUGAAAGAUCUCUUUCUUAUGAUGUCAUUACUUAUUCCUGGAGAAUCACAACCAGGGAUCGAUGUUGAUGUCGACAUGAGACCUCUGGUGGAUGAGUUAAAUGAGUUGUGGGAAAAUGGUGCAUUAUCUUAUGAUGCCGUAACUGGUAAGUCUUUCCAGAUGCGUACAGCUUUGAUGUGGACUAUACAUGAUUGGCCUGCAUUUGGUGACAUAUCUGGGUGGAGAACAAAUGGUCAUUAUUCUUGUUACACUUGCAAUGAUGAACCAUAUUUUCAAUCCUUGAAAGGAAAGACUGCAUACACUAACCAUCGAUGCUACUUGCCUCAAAACCACCUCGAAAGGCGAAAGAGUAAGGCUUACAAUGGUGUCACAUAUGGAAAGCAUGCAAGAAACAAGAAAAGACUCUGUCAGGCACCAAAUUGGACAAAGGUAAGCAUCUUGUAUGAGUUACCAUACUGGAAGAAACAGAAGCUUCAGCACAACAUUGAUGUCAUACAUGUCGAGAAGAAUUUUAGUGAAAAUACCUUUGGAACUAUGUUAGGUAUUGACGGACAGAACAAAGACACCGACAAAGCACGAAUGGACUUGGAAGAUAUGGGCAUAAGGAAAGAGUUGUGGUUAACACGUCGUCCUGAUGGAACUUAUGUCAAACCUAAGGCAAUCUUUUCAUUGACCCCUGAAGAGAGGGAGGGUUUCUUUGAAUUCUUGAAAUCAGUGAAGUAUCCAGAUGGCUAUGCUGCAAACAUAUCAAGAUCAAUGAAUGCGAGAAAUGAAACUGCCCGUCCUAUUGGCCUAAUCACAAGGGAUGCUGAUAUGGCACAAGAAUAUCGUGAUAUGGCACAUUGGUUCUUGUUGAACAAUAGCCCCGAGAUAGAGAAGUAUCUAGAGAUACACAAAAAUCUAUUACGGACUCCAUCUGACCAAGAGAUAACCCGUAUACAACAAGAGUUUCCCAAGUGGUUCAAAGAGUGGAUAAAUAUAUUAAGAGAAGAAAAGUCACCAGAGGCAACCAAUGUUUCAUGGUCGUUAGCAAAUGGCCCGAAUUUGCUAGUAAAAGAGUACUCAGGUUGCAUAAUCAAUGGCAUACGGUUUUGUACAAGAGAAGUAGACAAUCGCCGUAAGAGUCAGAAUAGUGGUGUGCUUACGGAAGGGGAUCAUGAGGGAAUGACGCAUGAAUUUUAUGGUCACUUGUGCAAUGUUUGGGAAUUAGAGUACAUGUGUCAUAACAAAGUUGUAUUGUUCCAGUGUGAAUGGUACAACACAGGAAACACAGGUCGAAGUAGAACAUUGCGAACCGAUGAUUAUUGCAUAAGUAUUGAUGUCACAAGUCGGUGGUAUCAACACGAUCCUUUCAUCUUGCCUAGCCAGGCUAAGCAAGUCUUUUACCUAAAUGAUACCAAAUGGGGACAACCUUGGCAAGUUGUUCAACGAGUGGAACAUAGGGGUGUCUUUGAUGUACUAGAGGUAGGUGAUGGAGAAUCAAUAGAUGAACCAGAAGAAAACGUUGUGUUCCAACAAGAAACUAUUACCGAUGUUGUUCCAACUGACAUCGGCCCUAAUGUUCAAUGUUAUAGAGAUGGUGUUGAAGCAGAAGUUGUUACAAGGGUUAGCUCAUCUAAUGAAACAAUGAUAGAGAAUAGAGCUGACAAACAAAAUGAAGAGUGUGACGAACCUGAUGUGGAUUACGAUAUGGAUCUUGAUGUAGACUAG